This is a messenger RNA of Spodoptera exigua (beet armyworm), 2924 nucleotides long. NCBI's taxonomy places the organism in Eukaryota, Metazoa, Arthropoda, Insecta, Lepidoptera, Noctuidae. The record is from the annotation of a GenBank genome assembly.
UGCCGCUCCGACAUUCCCAAACCAUCGCAACCGAACGCGCGGUAACGAAACGUUCACUUGGUAAGGUCACACCGUAUACGGCAUUCGACGGUACACACGAAAAAUUUUCAAAUUCCUAAUUUGGAACGCGUCCGUGAAAAAUUAUAAAAAUCCAGUGAAUUUGAAUUCUCGAUAUCGGUGUUUGAAGUGACAGUGUUGUGGACCUUUGAACGUUGUUCCGUAUUACCGCGAUGUACAUGGUGGCGUGACACCGGGUUGACGUGAAUCAAUCCGCGAGAUGUCUCAGCCGCCAGGGCGCGGUCGCGCGCGGCCCCCGGGUCCCGCCUCGCCCCUUAACUACCGUCCCCCUUCACCAUGGGCCCCCAGCCCGCCUCCACUCAUCUCAGGACCCCGGCACUCCACAGCUAUAGUAACACCACCGCCAGUCCAUCCAUCCCCCAGACCGUUUCGACCGUUACACUCCCCUCACAACCUACGGCAGCAUUCGCCAUCGCCCAGUUUUUCCAUCUCUCCUUACCCAAUGUCCCCGAUCUUGGGUCAGAGUCCGGAAUACUAUUACUCGUCUCCUUACGAACCGGUUCGGGAGUAUGAUUACGCGGGAGUGCCACUGGAGCCGCCUCCACCGCCGCGACCAAUGAUAUAUGAGGAGGACGAAGAGGAACGAGGUCCUUCUACAGCGGAGAUUAUAGCCCAGCAGUCGCAGGAGGGCUACGUGGACGAGAAACUAGCAGAGUAUCAGGCGACGAUUCAGUUAUUGCAAGAUGAACAGGAAAGAGUACAGAAGAAAACAUUUGUCAAUUGGAUCAACUCACAUUUAUCGAAGCGCAUACCACCACUGCGUAUCGAUGACCUCAUAUAUGACCUACGAGAUGGUACCAAAUUGUUGGCGCUGCUCGAAGUGCUGUCCGGGGAGAAACUGCCUAUGGAAAGAGGCCGCGUCCUCCGACGCCCGCACUUCUUGUCGAACGCGAACACUGCACUGCGCUUCUUAGCCGGCAAAAGGAUCAAGUUGGUGAACAUCAAUGCAGCCGACCUAGUGGAUGGACGGCCUGCGGUCGUUCUUGGUCUUAUCUGGACCAUCAUCCUCUACUUCCAGAUCGAGGAGAACAGCCGGGCUCUAGAGUACCUAGGAGGGUCUCGAUGUGCGUCAGUGAUGUCUCAUGAGUCGGGUGCGGCCACCCCGACUCAGCGAGCUGAAGAGAAGUGGAAGCAAGGCGCCAAGAAGACCCUGCUACAGUGGGUCGCCAACGCAUUACCGAAGGAUUCAAACAUCCAAGUAACAGACUUCGGUCCCUCAUGGCGCGAUGGUAUUGCGUUCCUCGCCAUCAUCGACGCCAUCAAGGCGAACCUUAUCAAUCUAGCAGAGAUGAAGAGGAAGACCAAUAGACAACGUUUAGAACAUGCGUUCGACGUCGCAGAAACCGCACUCGGCAUCGCCAGGCUACUGGACGCCGAAGAUGUGGAUGUCGACAAGCCUGAUGAAAGGUCUAUCAUGACAUACGUAGCCCAGUUCCUGCACAAAUAUCCUGAACCCAAGACGACAGGACCGGAUGCCGUAGCGGCAGUGCAAGAGGAGUACGAAUCUCUUAGAAUGUGGCUGACGGAGCGCGUCACCACAGUUCAAAGGCAAUACGACUCGCGAACACUCUCGCGACACUACGAAGAUUACGUGCGCGCUGAGAACGAACGGCUCGCGCGGGAACCCAUCUACCAGAAACUAGAGAAACUCAUGUACACGCAGAGCCUUGUAGCGAUCGCGCCAAAGUCGUGGCGCGAACUUGUCUCCCUCUGGAUAGAAUUAGAAAGACUGCACAGAAGAUGGCUGUGGCUCUUAGACGCAGAACUCCCCGGAGACUUUAGAAACGUCGGCGAAUGGUUAGCGAAGGCCGAGUACCUUUUAUACUUUGACGAAAUCCCCACUAGCUUAGACGAGAGGACCGCUGCUAUUAUUAGCGAGAAGUUAGAGGAACACAGCGGCUUCUUCGCUGGAUUACCUGAAGUUAUUGAAAGAUUCGAAGCGGCUUUAAGAUCACCUGACGCCGCAAGAAUACCCCGUGAAAGACUCCAAGACAUGAAGGAGCGACUCGAGACAGUGAGUCGAAGAGCUCCACAGAGAAAGGCUAGGUUAAAGUACUUGGAGCACAAAUGUUGUAUUGUAGCUUUCACAGAGCUGACUAAAGCCAAGCUUGCCGCGUGGACCGGCAAAUACGGUCGCAUCGACCACGUUCGUGCCUUAUUAGAAGAUUAUGAUAAUUUCGUGACUAAGAAUAAGAUUUUCCAGGAGUUUGAUAGAGCUUAUGUUGAUAUUAAGCAAGUAGCGGAAGAAUACAAGAGGGUGUGUGAAGUAGAUAGGACUGAAGCAAGGGAUAUUGAUACGUUCUUGAAAGAUGUCGCCGAGACGUGGAGACGCGUCGCGUCGGACGUGCGCUGCGCGAGGAGUGUCUUAGAGGAAGUCAUCGCUCACUGGGAGCGUUGGAACACUUUAGCUGAUGACUUUACAACUUGGCUAGACAAAGCACAACACAUGCUGAGAGUAUCAGAAGACGAGAGACUGGAGUUCUUCCACGACCUGACAGUUUGGAAGGAGAAGCACCAGCUGCUGGGUGAUGCGGCUGGAUUCCUGGCGGCGACCUCCUCAGAAGAGAUCAGCCAGGAAGUGAAGAGAAAGUAUGUAGAAAUCACUGAACGCUGGGAACGUGUUUGGGAGGAAGCUGAGAGGUAUGUAAACCUUUUUUAUUAAUUUAUAUUUAACUAUAAUAACGUUAACAGAUAUGUCAUUUAUCAAGAUCAAAAUAUUGAACUGUAAACAAAUGUGGUCAUAUACUCAUUUCUGAGAAUAUUUACAUAACUCUGAUAAAACAUUGCUUUAUCUAAUCCUUACAAAGAACUGAAUCUUACCAAUUCAUGAUAUUAUAUCAGUGUAU